Molecule: messenger RNA, 2075 nt
Organism: Scheffersomyces amazonensis
Lineage: Eukaryota; Fungi; Ascomycota; Pichiomycetes; Serinales; Debaryomycetaceae
Product: Zn(2+) transporter
Exons: 1
Coding region: 373-1995 (540 amino acids)
Biological process (GO): zinc ion transmembrane transport
Cellular component (GO): fungal-type vacuole membrane
Molecular function (GO): zinc ion transmembrane transporter activity
Source: RefSeq, a predicted model, not a curated record
AAUUCAUUGUAGUGUUUGCAGCCAUCGCAAUUAUAAUUACGAGGGUGCACAUCACGUGCGGGCUCUGCUGGGAAAAGCAAAACCGGUAUAACUACAACGGUAUUAAUGCCUAAGAAUUAUAUCUGCUUAGCAUUAUCAACACCCCAAUUUACAAAAAUAGAUAAACAGAGUUAUUGCCAUAUAAAAUAUUAUAAAUUCAACAACAAUAUAUUUUUGUAAAUACUUGUUUACUUUUCUUUUCCUUUCUUUUCAUUAUACGGUAAUCCGAAAUAAAUAGAUAGCUAUUUAGUAAGUAGCAUCGAGAAUCAGCUGUGUGUGCUUUUGGGCAAAUUAUAGAUUAACAAGGAGUAUAAACACGUUGAUAAGAUAGAUAUGACUGUUCCCAUUACAUAUCCAUCCGAUUGGAGUCAAGGUUGGUUCUUGACCGCCUUAUCGUCUUGUAUGUGUCUUUUAGGAUGCUUGGUCAUCUAUCUCGAUGACUUAUAUUAUUUUAUUAUGCCAAAAUCUAUUACAUCACGAUAUGGAUUUAAUUUAAAUGGGAAUUAUAGCUUUUUAAAUGCUUCAUUAGCAUUUAGUGCUGGAUGUUUACUUUUCACAUCUUUGUUUCGUUUGUUACCAGAAGCAUUAGAAUAUUUAAAGAAUUCAGUUACUGAUGAAGAUCCAAUUUCAGAAACUACGGAGAGAAAAUUACAAUUUAAUUUAAUAGUAUCAUAUAUCGUUGGUACUAUAGUUUGUGUACUGUUUAAUACUUUCCUUCAUUAUAUCACUAGUGAAUCUGUUGUACAUUGUAAUCAUGGAGAUCAUGAACAAGACUUAGAUAAUGCUGAUGAUAACGAGCCAUACCAUCAAAAUGAUCAUCAGACUGGAAGUGGAAGCUCAAAUUAUCAUUCUCAUGGUCAUACUCAUGGUCAUACUCAUAGUCACAUUCAUAGUCAUAGUCAUGGUCAUGAACAUACACAUACCAAUGAUGGGUCACAUAAUAGUAAAGAUCUUAUCUGUAAAAAUCCAGAAGAUCCUAAUUCUCCAGAUUCAUCAGAUACAUAUUCAACCAAUGAAUUAAAUAAUGUAAGUGAUCAACAUGUCGACCAUUCACCUGAAGAUUUGGAUGAAACCACACCGCUAGUAUCUCCUCCUCCAUUAAGACAACGUAAAUCACUUAUUCAUUAUUUUACUAUUCAUGGUGAUGGUACUGAUGAUGUAGGUGAAUGUAAAGGUUAUUCAUCAGCUGAAUUAUGUUUAUUUCAACAACAUAAUAGUGUCAAUAUGGAAUUGACAUCUUCACAACUUCACUUUUGUGAGAUUCCAGAAUUACGAACAUCUCAUCAUCAUCAACACCUUCAUCAACAUCAAAUUGAUACAAGAGAUGGUAAUUCUUCCAUGGCAGAAUCUCAUCAUCUACAAGCUACACAAUCUAAUGCUUCACAUCUUGAUCAUAAACUGGAUCAUCAUCAUCAUAUCAAUACCCCAUUAUCAAGAUUAUUAUUAAUUGGAAUUCAAACUACUUUAGCUAUUACUUUACAUAAAUUACCAGAAGGAUUUAUAACUUAUAUUACUUCUGAAACAAAUCCUCAAUUAGGUGUAUCAAUUUUUUUAAGUUUAUUAUUUCAUAAUUUUACAGAAGGAUUUUCAAUGUGUUUACCAUUAUAUUAUUCAUUUACUAAUGGAUCAACAAAGAGGAAUGCCAAAUUAAAAGCUAUUGGUAUUAGUGGAUUAUUAGGAGGUUUAGCACAACCGUUAGGAGCAUUAUUAGGUUAUUUAUUUAUAAAUUAUAAUCGUGAUAGACUUAGUGACGGUAAAGACGGGGAUAUUAUAGAUAUGGAAAGUUUAGAUUUUGUAUUUGGUAUAACUUUAUCAGUUACAAGUAGUUUCCUUACAGUUAUUGGACUUUCAAUGUAUGGAUCUGCCGUUUCAUUUGGUGGAUCACUUAAUUCCGUUAUGUCUUGGUGUAUUUUUGGUAUAUCAAUUAUUGGUUUGGCUUCAAUAGCUACAUCAUAGUAUAUAUAUUUUAUAUUUUAUAUUUAAAUUUGCAGCAAAAUACAUAUCAUUGCCGACGGUUCGCACACGCACACGCACAC